AUGUUCGACAACGCCAACCCUGGCCUCAGCAGAAAACGAGUGUUCAGAUUCGAUAACUACACCGUUCCCCAACUCGACCAAAUCAUGGACCUAAAGAUGUCCCAACAAGGCCUUGCCUGCAUCCCCGAGGCAAGGAAAGUCGCCCAAGACAGCUUCGAACGCGCCCUAAUGCGUCCAAACUUCGAGAAUGCAAGCGAAGUCGAGAGCUGUCUAGCCGGCGUAAAACUAAACUUCGAAAACCAACAAUUCACCCAGUUUUCCGAAACCGACGUCCGCAACGAAGUUCUCGAAACCUACGACUUCGACAAAGACCUUGACCGUAACAAACUCGACUACUACAGCCUGCUAACAGGCAAAGUACAAGCCAGCAUCGUCGACAAGUUCGCUGCCCACCAGAUCCACUCCCACACAACCAAACAACGGGGUCUGAAUCCAAGAGACUUCGUGCCGACCAGUUUCAUCUUCAAGGAAUAUCCAGGACGAGAAGAUGACGACUGCAAAGCACAUGGGCAGUUCUUUUAA
Molecule: messenger RNA, 522 nt
Organism: Aspergillus chevalieri
Lineage: Eukaryota; Fungi; Ascomycota; Eurotiomycetes; Eurotiales; Aspergillaceae
Exons: 1
Coding region: 1-522 (173 amino acids)
Source: RefSeq, a predicted model, not a curated record